AUGGCAGCCUUUAAAGAUGAGCUGCAGUCAGUCUCUGGCCUCGACCAGAGCAACGGUCAAACUCCUCGCACCUCCACCCCCCAACAGUCGGAGCUCCUGCUCACCCCUCCAAGCCAGAGCCUGGAAGCCCUGAAGGAUAUAGUCUAUGGAUCAACAGCUGGAAUACUGGGGAAGUUCGUUGAAUACCCGUUCGACACAGUGAAAGUCCGACUUCAAUCCCAAUCCCACGAGCCUGGCACAGUACCCCGGUUGCAAGGGCCCCUCGACGCCUUCUCCGCCGCAUUUCGGUCGCCCGAGGGGCCUCUCGUGUCUCUGUAUAGAGGUAUCAGUGCCCCUUUACUCGGUGCCGCAAUCGAAACAUCCUCCUUGUUCUUCAGCUAUCGAGUCGCGCAAGACAUUGUUGUGGGAGCAACCCCUUCCCUGCGUGCCCAGCGAGACCGAAAUCCUCAGGACAAGAUUGAACUCCCCUUCUCCUACCUCAUUGGCUGCGGUGCGGCCUCGGGAGCGUUCACGUCCCUCCUCCUCACACCUAUCGAACUCAUCAAAUGCAAGAUGCAAGUCCCCCUGCCCCCGUCCAACCUCGGCUCCAAGUUGGGUUACACAACGACUCGCCCGCCCGGGCCUAUGCAACUCAUCACCACAGUCUUCCGCACCCAAGGGCUUCUCGGUUUCUGGCAUGGCCAGCUGGGCACACUCAUUCGCGAAACAGGUGGUUCAGCCGCAUGGUUCGGCUCUUACGAAGGUGUUAAAAUGUUGUUCCUCCGCUCGGAUCCCAGUCUGAACCACGUAUCAGACGUCAAGGUGUGGCAGCAGAUGGUUGCAGGAGCAGCGGCGGGCAUGUCGUACAACUUUGUUUUUUAUCCGGCUGAUACGAUCAAAUCACGCAUGCAGACGUCCAGUCCCGAUGUCACCUCUGGACAAAAAAGACUGACGUUCCUUUCGACGAGCCGAGAUUUGUGGCGAGAACAAGGACUCAAGGGAUUCUAUCGAGGCUGUGGGAUCACAGUUUUCCGUGCGGCGCCAAGUUCAGCGAUCAUUUUCAGCAUCUAUGAGGCGUUGCGGAGGUACUUUGGCUGA
This is a messenger RNA of Fonsecaea multimorphosa CBS 102226, 1077 nucleotides long. RefSeq lists its product as uncharacterized. The transcript has a single exon. Lineage: Eukaryota; Fungi; Ascomycota; Eurotiomycetes; Chaetothyriales; Herpotrichiellaceae. The record is from RefSeq and is a predicted model, not a curated record. Bases 1 to 1077 code for a protein of 358 amino acids. Gene Ontology annotation, biological process: mitochondrial L-ornithine transmembrane transport. Gene Ontology annotation, molecular function: L-ornithine transmembrane transporter activity.